Molecule: messenger RNA, 2513 nt
Organism: Paralichthys olivaceus (Japanese flounder)
Lineage: Eukaryota; Metazoa; Chordata; Actinopteri; Pleuronectiformes; Paralichthyidae
Gene: b3galt1b
Product: UDP-Gal:betaGlcNAc beta 1,3-galactosyltransferase, polypeptide 1b
Cellular component (GO): Golgi membrane
Molecular function (GO): N-acetyl-beta-D-glucosaminide beta-(1,3)-galactosyltransferase activity
Source: RefSeq, a predicted model, not a curated record
CUGGAGGAUGUUGGAGCGGCGGCAGCAGCAUAAGGACCACAAGCCUGAGUGGGAUGGAGACACUGAGUGAGAUGUAAAUGGAGGACCAGCAGUGUCAAGAAGAGAAACUGGACCUCCAUACAAUAUUGAAGCCCUUUGCAUUAAGACGCAAGCAGCAUCACUUCUCUCUAAAGUAAUCCAUUACUCACAAUUAAUGUCAAACUGCACGCUGGAGCAGCUUAAGGCUGCCUCGCUGGGUGAACCUUGGCUAAUAGAAAGAAAGCCUUAUAAGAUCCAAAUUGUCAAAACACACCUCAAUGCAGCAUAAUGCCUUCAAAGGUGUCAUGUUUAUACCUGCUGACAGUGGUUUGCUGGGCGAGUGCUCUGUGGUACCUGAGUAUAUCUCGCCCGACAUCCACAUACGUCGGCCACAUGUCCCUGUCCAUACGGAAGAAUGUGAAACCGCCCAAAAACAUCACCUUCAACAACAUCCGCACCCGCCCCCUCAACCCACACACCUUUGAGUUUGUCAUCAACGAGCCCAAAAAGUGCGAAAGCGACGCUCCCUUCCUGGUCAUCCUCAUCAGCACCACGCACAAGGAGUUUGAUGCGCGGCAGGCCAUCCGGGAGACAUGGGGCGACGAGAGCACCUUCGGCGACAUCCGCAUCCUCACCAUCUUCCUGCUGGGGAGGAACACGGACUCCGUCCUGAACCAGAUGGUGGAGCAGGAGAGUCAGAUCUUUCACGACAUUGUGGUGGAGAACUUUAUCGAUUCGUACCACAACCUCACUCUAAAGACCAUGAUGGGUAUGCGCUGGGUGGCUACCUUUUGCCCCAAGGCGCAGUACAUCAUGAAGACAGACAGCGACAUCUUCGUCAACAUGGACAAUCUGAUUUACAAGCUCCUGAAGCCCACCACCAAGCCGAGGAGAAGGUAUUUCACUGGCUACGUGAUAAAUGGCGGGCCCAUCAGGGAUAUGCGCAGUAAGUGGUACAUGCCCAGAGACUUGUACCCUGAGAAUAAAUACCCUCCUUUCUGCUCGGGCACUGGCUACGUGUUCUCAGCAGAUGUGGCCGAGCUAAUCUACAAGACUUCACUCCACACGAGACUGUUGCACCUUGAGGAUGUGUACGUGGGACUGUGCUUGCGUAAGCUGGGUAUUCACCCUUAUCAGAACAGUGGUUUCAAUCACUGGAAAAUGGCCUACAGUCUGUGCAGGUACAGACGGGUUAUCACCGUCCACCAGAUCUCCCCGGAGGAGAUGCACCGCAUUUGGAAUGACAUGUCCAGCAAGAAGCACCUGAGAUGUUAGCGGACAUGAGGACCACUGAACAAUUUUUUUUUUCUGCCUUUUGUUCCUUUUCAAACCUCAUCAGUCGUACGCUGAUCAAUGUAAACCAUGGAGGGCUGCUGCAAGUCUGUAUUUCAUGAUAGGUGUUCUCAUGAAUCCGUCCGUCUCUGCUGAUUUCACCUCACGAUUGUGAAUGAAUGCAUGGGGCUUGUAAAGCGCAUAUUCUCACGUACAGUUAAAAUGUGUUGUUGUUGUAGUAUUUUUUUUUAUGUUUUGGAGGUGCAAUUUAACCAAACUAUUAUUUACAAGCAUUAAGUCAAUCAGCGUUAUGCAUUGAAAUGCGGCCUGAUGGGGGCGCCCUCGGUUCACGUUCUGACACUAGCCGCGUCUCAAUUCAGGGGCUGCAUCCUUCGGAGGCUGCUUUUAAGACUGAUCACAGCGGUGAGACUAGAUUGGCUGGAUCACUUAUUGACAUGUCUAGAAUGUUAACAAACUAAUAGCUGGUUUUGGUUUACCGGUCUUUAAGUGUCCUUGAGCAAGACAUUAAAUCUGUACCAGCUCCAUGACUGCUGACUCAGCACCUCAAUAUUCCUGCAGGGUGCAAGCUAAAAGAGGAUUUCUUUGCAGGAAACAAUACAAUUUACUAUAUUGCAUCUAUAAUAUGACACAAAAAAGUUAGUAUUAUGUACUAUUUUAAGUUGGAUGAAUGUUAAUUUGGGAUUUUUGUUGGAAAAGAUGUGUCGCCCCGUUUUUGCACUUUUCCUAUGAAUGAAGUCAAACAUAGUGCUGAAUAUUUUCUGCAGUUUAUUGACCUCCAGACAGAACCAGCUGAUAAUUUAUCAUUUUCAAUCAAUAUUUUCCCCAGUAUUGAAAGCACAUAGCUGAAAUAACGGGAUGCUAUUCUUUUGAAUUUGCCUGAUGUUGUGACAUGUUUAUGUCAUCAUCUCACUGCCUCUUCUCUCUGAGAAACUCAGAUGUAUUUUUUCCUCUUUUAUGUUUUUUUUAAGAUGCAUUUUGUUGUUUUCUGACUCGAGGUAAUCGUGUCUCUCAGCCUCCAGCUCCUCAUAAGUCCGGCUGCUACUCUCAGUAAUGUGCGCUUUAAUAUGUCUGCAGCUAUUUCAACUCCUCGACUCCUCCAUGCAUCAAGAGAAACGCAGUGUCACGUCCUACAAGAAUGAGUUAAACAGUAGCUAAGACUGGAUGUAUUAUCAUAUGUAUCUGGCGUGUCACUGAUUACUGAA